Molecule: messenger RNA, 9718 nt
Organism: Falco peregrinus (peregrine falcon)
Lineage: Eukaryota; Metazoa; Chordata; Aves; Falconiformes; Falconidae
Product: dual specificity calcium/calmodulin-dependent 3',5'-cyclic nucleotide phosphodiesterase 1C
Exons: 18
Coding region: 225-2375 (716 amino acids)
Biological process (GO): signal transduction
Molecular function (GO): 3',5'-cyclic-nucleotide phosphodiesterase activity
Source: RefSeq, a predicted model, not a curated record
UCUGAGUAGGCACGUUGCAAACAUGCCAGCGAGAGUGUUUGGGGGAGGAGAAAGCUGCUGGGUGCAUGCCUCCUCGGUUUGACUCCCCGCGCCGGGAGAUGUGUGAGGUUGGAUGUGCGUGCUGUCACAGGCAGAUAUUCGGGGGCAGCUAAGAGAGAGCUCGAGCACUCUGCUUCCACGGCAGGAGAGCGAGGCUGCUGCUGAAAGUACAAGCUGGCAGGAUCAUGACAGAACCAAGCAGCAGAAAGGAAGGAUUUAAAAAAUGCCGGAGUGCUACUUUCAGCAUCGAUGGCUAUAGCUUUACAAUUGUUGCAAACGAGACAGGUGACAAAAAUGCACGACCACUUUCACGAUUUGCCCGCUCUAAAUCACAAAACUGCUUGUGGAACACCAUUAUUGGUGGGCUGACAGGUAACCUCAAGGAAAAGCCGAAGCCAACCAUCAUCAGUGACCCUAGACCUCCUGAAGAAAUUUUAGCAGAUGAACUACCACCAGUGGACAGUCCUGAGGCAUUGGUGAAAACAUCUUUCAGAUUGCGGUCCUUGGUAAAGCAGUUAGAAAGAGGGGAAGCUUCCGUUGUAGACCUAAAGAAGAAUUUGGAAUAUGCUGCGACUGUUCUUGAGUCAGUAUACAUUGAUGAAACUAGGCGUUUACUGGACACAGAAGAUGAGCUCAGUGACAUUCAGUCCGACUCUGUGCCCUCGGAGGUCCGGGACUGGUUGGCUUCUACCUUCACACGGCAGAUGGGGAUGAUGCUCAAAAGGACAGAGGAAAAACCCCGGUUCAGGAGUAUUGUCCAUGCAGUACAAGCUGGAAUAUUUGUGGAAAGAAUGUACAGACGGACUUCAAAUAUGGUCGGUUUGAGCUACCCACCAGCUGUAAUCGGCGUGCUAAAGAACGUAGACAAGUGGUCCUUUGAUGUAUUUGCACUAAAUGAUGCCAGUGGGGAUCACGCGCUGAAAUUCAUUUUCUAUGAACUUCUCACACGCUAUGAUCUGAUCAACCGUUUCAAGAUCCCCAUUUCUGCCCUGGUGUCCUUUGUGGAAGCUCUGGAGGUUGGCUACAGCAAACACAAAAACCCUUAUCACAACCUAAUGCACGCCGCAGAUGUGACACAGACGGUCCAUUACCUCCUUUUCAAGACAGGCGUAGUGCACUGGCUGACAGAGCUGGAGAUCUUCGCUAUGAUCUUUGCAGCUGCCAUCCAUGACUAUGAACACACUGGAACCACCAACAACUUUCAUAUCCAGACACGGUCAGACUCAGCCAUUCUAUAUAAUGACCGGUCUGUGCUUGAAAAUCACCACGUUAGUGCAGCGUAUCGUCUUUUGCAAGAUGAUGAAGAGAUGAAUAUUUUAUCUAAUCUCUCAAAGGAUGACUGGAGGGAAUUCAGAGCUCUAGUGAUUGAGAUGGUGUUGGCCACCGAUAUGUCCUGUCACUUCCAGCAAAUCAAAGCCAUGAAGAAUGCUUUGCAGCAGCCAGAAGGAAUUGACAAGCCGAAAGCCUUAUCACUGUUGUUACAUACAGCAGAUAUCAGUCAUCCAGCCAAGGCCUGGGAUCUCCAUCAUCGCUGGACCAUGUCUCUGCUAGAAGAGUUCUUCAGACAGGGUGACAAAGAAGCAGAACUAGGGCUUCCCUUUUCUCCACUGUGUGAUCGCAAGUCUACUAUGGUUGCUCAGUCUCAAAUAGGUUUCAUUGAUUUUAUUGUGGAACCCACUUUUACUGUGCUGACCGACAUGACUGAGAAGAUUGUGACUCCGCUCAUUGAUGAAGCUUCCCGCUCUGGGAUGUCCGGGUUCAGGCGUUCCAGCCUGAAUAGCAUUAGUCCCUCCGAAGUUAAAAAAUCAAGUGUCAAGAGCACUGGGUCUGAAGGAAGUGCCUCACUCAACUGCUCCAUACUCACUGUGGACUUCAAAUGUUUCAAAGCCACUUGGACCGAGGUUGUGCAGCAGAACCGGGAGAAAUGGAAAGCGCAAGCCACCAAAGAAGAAAAAGCUAAGAAAGAAGCAGAGGAAAAUGCUCAUCAGGGAGCAGAUGAAAAGAAAACAGAUGAAAAGGAUAAGGAUCAGCCAGCUGAAGAUGCCACAGCAGCAAAGGCAGAGAACAGCAAAGAACCAAAUCCUGGGGAAAACAAAAGCGGAGAUUCCAAUAAGAAUCAUGUAAAUGGGACUCAGCAAACUGGGGUGAACAAACCUGAAACCUCUCAUGGGAAAAACGCACCUAGGACAGAUAAGGGAAUGGGCUCUUACCACACAGUGGGAGAAGAGAAACAGCAUGUCCAGAAUGGUGAAUUAAAGGAAGACAAUAAGUUGGACAAAAAAGAUCAGUCCAGUGUAGGGGAUGAAUCAAAGAGAACAGAUGAUACAGAAGAGUAAAAAUAUAUUAAAAAAAAGAGACUGCAAAUUUCUUUCAUCAUUUUAGCUGAGCUUCUUCAUUCCCGUUCUCCUCCUCCUUCUGCAAAGACCAGUUUCUGGGGAAGGCGUUAAACAACUUUCAAAACACUCCUCCUCCCACUGGCUACUCCACAGCUAAUGACUCUGGGUUCUAGGGUGGGGGCCUUGGUUUUUUGGGUCAGUUUAUUUUUGUUUGUUUGUGUAUGUGUGCAUUUUUUGUUGUUUUGGGAAGUUUUUUGUUAAAAAAAAAAACAAAAAAACAAACAAAACAAGUAGUGAUUUCCUGAUGCAAAUGGUUCCAUUCCUCUGGACAGGUAAAGCAAAUAGAUAAGUCAUCUUCAAAAGCUGGUAUUGCCCUUUGCUGUGCCUCAGAUUGUGACACCAACAUUAGGGUGAUGCAAAAGAAUAUUUAGGAAAAAAAAACAAAAAAACCAACUUGAUAAUACUUAACCUUUACUCUUUAUUUUCCCUGAGAGCCUUUUCUAAGGUGCUGGUAGACAGAAUUUGACAUCAGUUUUCACCUCACCACAGAUUUUAUUAAUAAGAAUAGUGAAUUUGUAGAGUCGUUUGACCAUUUGUUAAGAUUUGAUGUCUUUCCCAGAUGAUGCAAUGAUAGCAAAAUGUUUUUGUUUCUAAACAGCAGGCAGACUCACUCAACCCUUGAUUUUGUUCUGUUUUUGCAGUUAGUAAUAGGAAAGGAAUAAUCAAUGAAAACAAUAUUUCCUUGGGGCAAAUUUUGUUGUCAGACUCUGAGAGCAUGUACUAAUGUACUGCUUGAUGUGCCUGCCUUAACUUGAGAUUUCAGAUAAUGAGUUGUCUCUUACAUUUGUUCAUGGGCUACUAGUAACCGCUUUUUGUUUGACCUGGAGAUCUAAGAGAAGGGGGGCAGCAGGGAAUCACACGGAUCAAUUCUUAGUUUCAUCUCAGUGUAGUCUUUCUUUUAUCGCUGGCUGAAUGGACAGGCCAAAUAAAAGGAAAAGCGUUGUUGGGAGACGUACAGACAGACAAAACCAAAAUGAACAAGUGUGUCCUAAAUACACCGCUGGACUUGGUGGAUAAAACUGUCUCAUCCAGUGGAGUUAGACACAUGGAAAGUAGCCAUCAUUUUGGCCCAUUUUAAAGAAGAAAUGUUAAAAAACUAACUUGCUCAGGCCUUGAUUCAGGAAGGUAUCUUUGUAUAAGAAACGCCAAAUGUAUGUAAGUGCUUUUCUGGCUUGGGAUCUUGGUAGCGAUCCUGUUAAUUGUAAGUAAUUUUACCUGUCUACGUGGAAAUCAAGACCGUACGUACACAUACAACUGUUUUUAUGCCUAACUCCUUUUUUUUCAGGAUAAGGUCUUGCUGUGUUAGUCGUAUAUGUGUUUUACAAGGAAUCAGACUGCUGUCAUGGCUCUUUGCUAUGUAGCGAACAUGCAAAAUACGGACUUAGGAAGGUAAAUCUUUGGUGUUUCCUUUUCAUGUUUAAAAGCACAGGACUUUACCACCAGCCUAUAUUAGAGCUUGGGUCUCUGUUGCUGAUUGAACUGUGCAUGUACAGGGACGAGCUUCCCGCAACACUAGCAAAAAUCACAGCAGUGAGCUCAGCCUAAAUCCAUAUUUAAACACAAAUACCUUCUCACUCAGGAGUGUUUGUAUCUGGGAUUUUGAUUAUUGAGGCUAGAGACAGUUUGAAUUCUUUUUUUGGACACCGCAGUUUGAGUUUGUUCAAAGCUAGAUAUUUAGAUUAGGUUCAUGCUGUGAAAAGGUUGCACUUCAAUCACAUGUUUUCAGAAGAAUUACAAAAAUAACUCCUGCAGUUCUUAGAACUCGCAGUUGGCUUCACUGAACCAGCUCAUUUAACUAGAAUAAAUAUAAGGGCGCAUAGUGUUCACACUUGUGAGCUCCUGGUUCAAUGGGAGCUCUGGGGUAGAUUUUCUGAGGAAAGUGGGGUGUUGGGAGGACAGUGGCCGUGGGGACAGUGCUGAGUAGACUCCAUGUUGUGUGGCAGGCAGAGAGCUGUGGCACCAUGUAGCGCUUUUCCACCUCCCCUUCCCCUCUCCUCCAUCAGCAUUCAGCCCUGAUAAGAGUUGUAGGAUAUGAGUUCCAGCCCUGACCAGGCUCUUUGAAGGCACAUUGAUGAAAUAUCAAUAACGCAGAACUAAAUACUGCAGCGGUGACUCAGUCCCUGCUUAGUCAGACUUCUCCCUGAAGUCAGGGGGAACAUAUGCUCACAGCGUGUUUGGUCAGAGGUGCAGGAUGAUUUAGUCAAUAUUUUGUAAGUUAUCCUUACCUAAUGCACAGACUAAAGAUGCCUUAGAUUAUACACAAUAGAAUAAUAAUAAUAAUUAUUAUUAUUAUUAUUAUAAAAACCUAAAUAUUUUUUUUCAUCUGUUUCUGAGAUAUAUAUUUUCUUUCUUUCUGGGAGUGAUUCUUUCAGGCAGCAAAGCCUAACUGCUUAAUUCACGGCUGGUUAGUUCUUGUUUCUCAUGCACUGGCACAUAGGUGUGAAAUCAGACUGGAAAAUGUUUUUCCUUGAUUGUUAGGGUUAUUCACCACCGGCAGGAGCUAAGAAGGGAGGUGGUAGAUUUGCCAUCUCUCGGGGACUGCAGAUCAGAACUGCCAUUCUAGAAGAGAUUUUACAGUCAAAGUUACUGAUCUCAGCACACAGGUAUGCAGCAAAAUGUUUUGCAGUAUGCAGGCAGACAGAGCUAGCUGUAACCUUCUCCUGCUCUUUUAAAAUAAUUUGAAUAAGAUACAGUGGAUUAUUAGCAUUUUUUAGGAUUUUUUGUUGUCACAUUAAAAAAAAAAAUCCCCCUAAUUCUAUCAGCUUGGAAAUAUAUAAAGUGAAAGUGAAAUCUAGAAAUAGAAAUCCUACAAAGAGACUAGGCCAGAUGAAAGCAUCUGUUGUGAGGUCCCCUCCCAGGAUCACACCUAUGUACCCCUUUGCAGCCCCCACACCUCCUGGAACACUCUGCAGCAUCGUGCUAGUGCAUUGUGAGCCAAGGAAUGGUAUGUUUAGACACCUCCCACUUAAACUAGAGAUCAGACACUGUGCAAUUGUGUAAAUAAAAAUAAAAAUUAAAAAAAAAAUAUUACAGAACUGUUUUCUCUUAUUUUAUUCCACAAAGGGAAACUAACAAACAAACAAAAAAGUGGAAAAGGAUUAGGUGUGCAUCAGGUAAUGGCCUAUGUUUAUAAAGAGCGAGUAAGGUUUUCUGGUUUUACAUCCAUACCUAACUUUCCCCCAACGUGUAGAAAUUCCAUUUUUCAGAUGCCUUCCUUUUCCAUCCUCAGUAAGACUAUGCAAGCAAUGAAUAUGUCAGAAAUUCUGCAAAUAUAGGGCCAAUACUGUUGGCCUCAUGCUGAAAUUCUACAGAAUUAUUUGGGAGCACCCACCAGCAGGCACAAAGGGGGUCUGCUGCUGCCAGGACACUUCUUAUGGAGGGCGGCACAGGCUGGGAAGCUGUGAGAUAAAGACGGUACUCUUGCCUCUGUGCAGUGACUGCUGGCACUCUCAGAAAGCUCUGCCUUUCUGGAAGAGCAUCAGGUGUCUUCUACUUCCCAGAAACUCUUGUGUAACUCAAGAGGGAGAAUCCAGGCACUUAAAACAGGGAGGGAUACCAUUGCAAGAAUCCCUGUCAGGGUUUUUCCCUGUAGCUGGGAACGAGCAGACCUUUGACUCAUGGUGAUAUAGUGCUUGAGCUCCUGGAUGCACUAUAAUUAAAAAAAAAAAAAAAAAGACCAGUGAUAUGUUUUUAAAGAUUCAUAGUAUCACAGAACUGUAAUACUUGGGGUUGGAAGAGACCUUUAAAAGUCAUCUAGUCCAACCCCCGCUGCAGUGAGCAGGGACGUCUUCAACUAGGUCAGGUUGCUCUGAGCCCCAUUCAACCUGACCCUGAAUGUUUCCAGGGAUGGGGCACCUACCGCCUCUCUGGGUGACCUGUGCCAGUGCUUCAGCCCUCUCAUUUUAUCCUGUUCAUUAUUUAAAUGGCAGAAAGGGUGACAGUUCUCUGGGCUGUACUCAGUCAGUGAUUUGAACUGUGUGCUUCUGCAAGAAGUGUUCACACAUGUGAAAGAAGGGAUUUGCUUAUUUUUUAAACUAUUUUUUUAAAUGUAAAAACCUGUCAAAAUGCCGUAGUCAACCAGCUUUCCUUACAAGCUACACAGUUGUGUUGGUUUUUUUUCCAAAGUUAUAUGGUUAGAUUUCUAUGUUUAAUUAUAAAAAGAUGAUGGAUGUCAUUAUGUUUUCCGUAUUUGAGAAAAAAGUUAGGUGCCAGCAGCCAACAUUUGUUUUUGCUGAUAAUAAAAUAGUAGAUUAAAAAAAGAAAUUUUGCUAUUUUAGACUUAAAACAUAUUUCAGAGUAGUCAAUCUAGGUAGACUGAUACUUAUCUAAAAGUGCAGCCUUUUGUAUAGCUCCAGCUGGUGUAAAUACGCUAUGUAUUAAUACAGUAGGUUGUUGAGCAUCAGAAUGAAUCUGGAAUUUGGGAGCCUGGUUCCUGGUGGGUGAAUAAAGGAGGUAAAUUCCUUUUUCUCGAUGUUUCUUUUUUCAAGCAUAAACAAACUGUAGUUGGUUAUGGCAGAGAAGAAUGGUGUAUGGGGUGUUUUUGCAAACUACCCUUUGAAUAUGCAGAAGUUUGCAUAUGUACUUACGAAGUCUUACAAGCUCAGUGUGGAAGCAAAAAUAUUUCUGACUAGACAGCUGAUAGUGCUAUGCUGCUUUGUAAUCAGAAGGUCCUUGAGCUCACCUAGCUAAAGGCAAAUACCACCUGAAUUUGCUGUUAAUCCUUGCAAAUUCUACAGUGGGUCCCAAACGUGACUUUAAAUGAAAAAACACAAUAAUCUUUUAAAUUAGAAAUCAUGGAACCUGACAAGGACAGUACCUUUUUUUUGCUUCAACUAGAAUGAACUAGUCUAGCUCCAGGAACCCAUGAGAUGGUCUUAAAUAUUUCUUAUUGGCUCCUUUUCCCUCACAUUUCAUUUUAUAAUAAUGAAACUCAUCAUCCUCUGAUGAUCUAUAGCAUAUGUUAGCCAUUUAUCCUCAGCAAAUGACAGCAUAAUCAAGUCCUUUUCUCUUACGCUUUUUUAAUCCAUCACCUCACCCAAUAAUUAAAAACAACAGAGCGAUCCUGUGCUUCUGCAUGUGUUGAACUGAUGCUGAUCUCGGAGCUGUGCUGGUGCGGUGUCUGAACAUCAGCACUCAAAAGCAGGAACAUGCUGGCUGAGGAUGAGAAGGAGCCCUGCAGCACUGACUCCAUGCAGAUCACUCUGGGGAGUGGGCAUCAGUGCUGGCCAGGUAGAAAGAAGGGGGAAAAAACGUGCUUUCACAGCUGAAGGAGUAAAUUCAGCUCUCUCUGAAGUGGGUACAGAGGUGUUCCACACUUGUAUUACGCACAACGCGAGCAGGUCUGCUCCAGUCGGUUUAGUGGCAGGUGUGCAUCCUAAAGCGAUGCUCCCCCUGCUUCCACAGGCAGACAAGUUUUGUGAUCCCAGAUUCCCUGAUUACUCCGGUCAAAGCAGGAGCAGGGCACGUGAUGGCUGCCAAUGCCGUUAUUUGCUGUUAAAAUGAAACACUGGCCGUGCAUUCCCACUUGCUGAGAUUGCCUUCUCGUUGCUGCAAUGUCCCUUUUGAUCCCCAGCAAGCACAGAGGGCUCUGAUCUGUAUCCAAGCAGGACUGGGACACAUGCCUAUCUUUGAGGCAUCAGUUCUCACUGCUCUGGUGACUUGACCACCAGGCAGAAGAAAAUGGAGCUACUUCCAUGCAAGCUGGCUGAGAACCUGAAGCUCGGUUGCAGCGAAUUUAUUUACCCUCAUACCUAAGAGCAUGACAGCACUCACUUGCAAGCCUCACAGCACAAUUUUUGGUAUUUUUUGUUCUUUCCAUUUCUUUCAAGUGUGUACAUAUUGACUGCUGUGUACUCAUAACACCCUGGUUUUAGAAGCUAUCCAGUGGUAGGAGGAAUACACGUAAUCCCGUUGUCUCUGCCGGUGGUCGUAGGACUGCAUCUAUCAAACAAAAUUGCUUAUGGCCAUUGGGGUUUUCUAGUGAUAAAACCUAGCAGUAGAAUGACAGAGUGAGCAUUUUCUUUUUCUUCUUGCUUGGAUAAUAUUUUUAUAUACUUUUAUAUGCAAUUUUUUAAGAUAUUUGCUAUUUUUAUUGUAGGGUUCUGGUUGGGUUUUUAGCAGACUUUCUGGUUGUCUACAGGCCCAGAUUCUCACAGGAAUAUUUCCCUUCCCUUUUCUCCUCCCCAUUCCUCCCCAACAGACUGAAGCCAUUGCAUUUGCAACAUAGCUUAGAGCAAAAUAAUACUUAGGGCCUGAUCACUCUUUUAGUUGCACUGAAAUCAAAGGAAGCUGCAUGCAAAGUCCUGCUGGUCCCACCGCAGCAUCUGGGGCCAAAGUUUAAAUAACCAAAACAUAUACAGCUAAUUAUGUGCAGGGCAGUCUGUGUAAAGCCAAUGCAUCAGGGUGGCACUGUCUUCCUUUGCUGUGGUAGGAGCUGCUUCCACCACCAUGUGUUUAAAUAAGACUAUAUAUCUCUCUCUUUGUUCUGAUGAUGCUGCUUCUGGUAGGCACUUCAAUCAAAGUCAUACCUUAGUGCACUGACUACCUUCAGCAGGGGGGAAGGGUGGACAUUGUGGCUUAUCUGUGACAGUAGAUUUCACUGCUCUUGUGGUUAACCCUACAGUGACAGGUCCUAAACAAAGUUAAGAAACAUUAAAUCUAUUAAAUCUAUUGGUUGGAAGGAUAAGGGGAAACUAACCAAACUCAAGGAUCUUGGUCUUGUAUAAUAACCUUUUCUCAGCUGGCAUUCUGCAAGGAAUCCUAUGUAUGAAGUUGAACAUAAACUUUAGAGUAUGCUUAUAUUAGCAGAACUGAUAGUGGAGAGGUCUUUCUUGAACUGAGCUAAAAUAAACAACAGACACCUGUUCUCCUACAUUUUUUGAGGAAGAGGCAGGUUGUUACACUAUUCUGCACCAGGGUAUAGAAAACAAGUUAAAAUACAUGCUGAAAGCAAAACUCAGUGCAAGUAUGUUCCUGGGCUGGGUGGGUAGGGUAAUGAAAAAAAAAAAAACAAACACCUGUUUGGUUUGUGAAGACCCAUAAGAAAAUAAAAAAUGCAAAGCUGAAAUGAACAAUGCCAUGUAAUGCCAAGUAUUCUCAACUGUUCUGAGAAUAAUUUUAAACAAUAAGUAUUUAUUGUUAGUUCCUUAUUUGAAAGGAGAGGCUUGUGGUCUCUAAAUGUAUAAAACAUUUUCCAACGUUCCAGUUUUUCUGUAACUUGAGUCCAUGUAUGUUCAUCCUAUUACCAAAUAAAGACAAUGAGGUCUCUGUUUCAUUUGCAUUAA